AGGAGGCACACUUACCUUACUGAAAGAAAGAAGUAAGGCGGAAGCACAUUCGUCUGCACAUGGAAGGGGCGCUGACGGCCCGGGACAAGGUCGGGGUGCAGGAUUUUGUGCUGCUGGAUGCACACACCAGUGAAUCUGCUUUUCUGGAAAAUCUCCGCAAGCGUUUCAGCGAGAACCUCAUCUAUACAUACAUUGGGACUCUCCUUGUAUCAGUGAAUCCAUACCAGGAGCUGGGAAUCUACACGGUGAGCCAGAUGGAACUUUAUCAAGGAGUCAAUUUCUUUGAACUGCCACCCCAUGUCUACGCCAUAGCUGACAACGCCUACCGCAUGAUGUGUUCUGAGCUAAAUAACCACUUCAUCCUCAUUUCUGGAGAGAGUGGGGCAGGGAAAACAGAGGCGUCCAAGAAGAUUCUCCAGUAUUUUGCAGCAACCUGCCCAAUGACCGAGUCCCUGCAGAUAGCCCGUGACAAACUGCUGCUGUCCACUCCGGUGCUGGAGGCUUUCGGAAAUGCGAAAACUCUCCGGAAUGACAACUCCAGCAGAUUUGGAAAAUACAUGGACAUACAGUUUGACUUUAAGGGCAUCCCAGUUGGCGGGCACAUAAUCAGUUACUUGAUAGAAAAGUCUCGAGUUGUGUAUCAAAACCAGGGUGAGCGGAACUUCCACAUCUUCUACCAGCUGCUGGAGGGUGGCGAGGAGGAGCUUCUCACUUACCUGGGACUUGAGCGAGACCCCCUGCUCUACAGAUACCUCUCACAGGGUCUUCGUGCCAAAGAGUCCUCUAUCAAUGACAAGAACGACUGGAAAACCGUGUGCAAUGCCUUUGCUGUCAUCGAUUUCACUGAAGAUGACCUGGAGAAUCUCUUUGGAAUUAUUGCCAGUGUCCUACACCUGGGCAACAUUUGUUUGGAAGAGAAUCGCCAAGGCUGUGCCAACAUCCCACACACCCACGAGAUCAAGUGGAUCGCCAAGCUCCUUGGGGUCCAACCAUCAGUCCUUCUGGAAGCUCUCACCCACAGAAAGAUUGAAGCCAAAACUGAAGAGGUGAUAUGCCCGCUGACACUGGAGCUCUCUGUCUACGCCAGAGACGCCAUGGCGAAGGCGGUUUACGAACGAACCUUUACCUGGCUGGUCAACAAAAUCAACUCCUCCUUAGUGAACAAGGACUUCACGAAGAAAACUGUGAUUGGGUUGCUGGAUAUCUAUGGAUUCGAGGUCUUCGACAAGAAUGGUUUUGAACAGUUUUGUAUAAAUUACUGCAAUGAGAAACUCCAGCAGCUCUUAAUAGAGAGGACCCUGAAAGCAGAGCAGACCGAGUAUGAAAUGGAAGGCAUAGAGUGGGAGCCGAUUCAAUAUUUCAACAACAAGAUCAUCUGUGACUUGGUAGAAGAGAGACACAAAGGGAUCAUUGCCAUCCUGGAUGAAGAAUGCAUUCGCCCAGGCCCUGCUACAGACUUGAGUUUCCUGGAGAAACUGGAAGAGAAAGUGGGUUCGCACGCUCACUUCCAAACCAGGAAGCUGGCGGGUCCACAGGGCCGGAAGAGAAUUGGCUGGAUGGAGUUCCGGCUCUCCCACUAUGCAGGAGAGGUCACAUACUGCACCAAAGGAUUCUUGGAGAAAAACAAUGAUCUCCUUUACAGACAUCUGAAAGAGGUGCUGUGCAGAUCCAGAAACCGCAUCCUCAAGGAAUGCUUCCUGGUGACUGAGCUCGAAAACCGGAGAAGGCCCCCGACAGUGGGAACUCAGUUUAAAAACAGUCUGAGCAGCCUUCUGGAAAUUCUCAUCUCUAAGGAACCUUCAUACAUCCGGUGCAUCAAGCCCAAUGAGAGGAAAGAACCCAGCAAGUUCGACGAUUUCCUCAUAAGGCAUCAGGUCAAGUACCUGGGGCUGAUGGAGCACCUGCGGGUGAGACGGGCUGGCUUUGCCUACCGGCGCAAGUAUGAGCACUUCUUGCAAAGGUACAAGUCCUUGUGUCCCGACACCUGGCCGCACUGGCGCGGGCCUCCCGCAGAAGGUGUCGAGCGGCUGGUCAAGUACAUCGGCUACGAACCCGAGGAGUACAAAUUAGGGAGAACCAAAAUAUUCAUUCGCUUCCCCAGGACCCUGUUCGCUACUGAAGAUGCCUUUGAGUUUAGUAAACAUCAAUUAGUUGCAAGAAUCCAAGCUACAUACAAAGCCUGCCUAGAAAGGAGAGCAUUUGUGAAAAAAAGACAAGCAGCCAUCAAACUUGAAGCUCACUGGCGUGCAGCCCUGGCUCGGAAGGAGGCCAGAAGGAGAAAGUGGGCGGUGUGGGUUAUAAGAAAGUUCAUAAAGGGAUUCAUCAACCGAGACAAGCCCCUUUGUCCUGACAAUGAGGAGUUUAUCAUGUUUGCACGGAAGAAUUACAUCUUGAAUCUUCGGUAUCACAUCCCAAAGAACGUCCUGGACAAGAGCUGGCUGAGGCCUCCUGGCAUCCUGGAAAAUGCAUCAAAUCUGCUCAGGAGAAUGUGCACGCGGAACCUGGUUCGGAAGUAUUGCCACGGGAUCCCAGCUGAAAGGAAAGUGCUGAUGCAGCAAAAGGUGGUUGCAAGUGAAGUGUUCAGGGGGAAGAAAGAAGGCUACACAGAAAGUUUAAAUCAGCCCUUUGCCAACAGCCGGAUAGAUGAAGGAGACAUUAAUCCCAGAGUGCUUCAGUUAAUGAGCGGUGAGAAGAUCCAGUAUGGCGUCCCAGUCACUAAGUAUGACAGGAAGGGCUUCAAGGCAAGGCAGCGGCAACUCAUUCUUACUCAGAAAGCAGCUUAUGUGGUGGAACUUGCCAAAAUCAAGCAGAAAAUAGAGUACUCAGCACUCAAAGGUAUCUCUACCAGCAACCUCAGUGAUGGAAUCUUUGUCAUUCAUGUUUCGCCAGAGGACAAGCAAAAGGGGGAUGCCAUCUUACAGAGCGAACACGUGUUUGAGGUGGUCACCAAACUCGUCAUGCUGGUGAAGGAGAACAUGGUGACUGUCGUUCAAGGAAGUUUACAGUUUUAUAUCAGCCCUGGAAGAGAAGGCACAAUAGUUUUUGACACUGGACCAGAAGAACAAAUCUACAGAGAUAAAAAUGGACAUUUAACAGUGGUGUCGGUGCACAUGAAGUCCUGACAGAGGAGGAGGUUGUCCUGUCCCCAUUGCUCGGAGUGAAGGACCUGGGAGUGAGGAUUCGAUCCAGGCAGCUACACCUCAAGGGAAGGGAUCACCACUGCAGAAAUAGCGUGGCAUCUCCCGACAAAGCCCAGGCCCUGCUCCUCAGUGCUCUGCAGUGCUAAAUUAAGAUGUCUUUUCAGGAAUCCAACCUCAAGUCACCUAAGGGAGUGGUUUUAAAGGCCCCCGACCCUGAUGGGCACUGACUAUCGUCAGGGUGGACAGCUCUCUACUCUCAUCAAGUGGCCCUGAGACACAGGACUGCUGGUUCAGUGAGGAAUGAAAUUUCAGAAGCUGCACAAUCUGAAUUUGGCUUUAAAUACGUGGAACAUAGAAAUUAAGGAACUGGGUACCUUUCUGAGAAGCUUUCAGCUCGAGAUGGUGAGUUCUAUCCACAGCUGAUCUCCUAGUACUCAAUCAGCACCGGCUGGCUGGCCUUCCUCUAGCCAAGAGCCUCCCACCCCAUGAGACUGUCA
This is a messenger RNA of Condylura cristata (star-nosed mole), 3637 nucleotides long. It is a transcript of the gene MYO1H, whose product is annotated as myosin IH. Gene Ontology annotation, cellular component: cytoplasm; myosin complex; microvillus. Bases 60 to 3122 code for a protein of 1020 amino acids. Lineage: Eukaryota; Metazoa; Chordata; Mammalia; Eulipotyphla; Talpidae. The record is from RefSeq and is a predicted model, not a curated record. Gene Ontology annotation, molecular function: microfilament motor activity; ATP binding; actin filament binding. The transcript is spliced from 32 exons. Gene Ontology annotation, biological process: vesicle transport along actin filament; actin filament organization.